ACGAGCGCAUCGCUCGGCGGAGCCGGUGGCGGGCGGGGAGCGGUGCGGGCCCGUUCGUUUCAGCGUCCCCUCCGGGCACCGACCGCGCCUCCCCGCCUCCGCCCCGCGGGCAGCACCCCUCAGAAACAGGUUUUUUUUUUUGUUUGGUUUUUUUUUUUAAUUUUCCUCCUGUUUCCCUUCCGAACUCGGCACUUCCGGCUGGUUUCCGGGCAGUUUCCGGGUGACUUGGGCUUCUCUUCCGGUGGCCGGUCGGGCGCGAGGGGGACGAUGCUGGCGGCGGCAGCGGGGCCCGCUCCGGGCGGCUCGGAGCAGCGCGGCGGCCGCUUCAGCGUCCUGACGUGGGAGCAGGUGCAGCGGCUGGACCAGAUCCUGGGCGAGGCCGUGCCCAUCCACGGCCGCGGCAACUUCCCCACGCUCUCGGUGCGGCCCCGCACCAUCGUCCAGGUUGUCCGUAGUCGCCUGGAGAAGAAAGGAAUCACAGUCCAUAAUGUAAGGUUGAAUGGCUCAGCAGCUAGUCAUGUUCUGCAUCAAGACAGUGGCUUGGGGUACAAAGACUUAGAUCUCAUCUUUGGUGUAGAUCUGAAGACUGAAGAUGUCUUCCAGCUUGUUAAAGAUGUGGUCAUGGAUUGCCUUCUUGACUUCCUCCCAGAAGGUGUCAACAAAGACAAGAUCACCCCCAUGACUCUGAAGGAGGCGUAUGUGCAGAAGCUGGUGAAGGUAUGCAAUGAAACAGACCGCUGGAGCCUCAUAUCGCUCUCCAACAACAGCGGGAAGAAUGUGGAACUCAAAUUUGUGGACUCUCUCAGGCGGCAGUUCGAGUUCAGUGUGGACUCCUUCCAGAUCAUCCUGGAUUCGCUCCUGCUGUUUGGGGAGUGUUCAGAGAAUCCCAUGGCAGAGAACUUCCACCCCACGGUCACUGGGGAGAGCAUGUACGGGGACUUUGAGGAGGCAAUGGACCAUCUCCGGAACAGGGUCAUCGCCACGAGGAACCCAGAGGAGAUCAGAGGUGGGGGGCUUCUGAAAUACUGCAACCUUUUGGUGAGGGGGUUUAAGCCUAAAUCAGAAGUUGAUAUGAAGGCACUACAGAGAUACAUGUGCUCCAGGUUUUUCAUAGACUUCUCUGACAUCGGUGAGCAGCAGAGGAAGCUGGAGUGCUACCUUCAGAGCCACUUUGUUGGGAUGGAGAGCAAAAGAUAUGACUAUUUGAUGACCCUCCACAGGGUGGUCAAUGAGAGCACAGUCUGCCUUAUGGGACACGAAAGGAGGCAGACCCUGAACCUCAUUGCCAUGCUGGCUGUGAGAGUCCUGGCUGAGCAGAACAUCAUCCCCACGGUCACAAAUGUUACCUGCUACUACCAGCCAGCUCCUUAUGUCAGUGAAAUAAACUUCAACUACUAUGUCACCCACGUGCAGCCCUUCCUGCCUUGCAAUCAGUCUUACCCAACGUGGCUUCCCUGUAACUGAGCCAGGAUGAACUUCAGGGUCUGUCCUCCAAGGUACUUCCUUGCCUUGGGGGGGGGGGGGGGCGGUGGCAAAACAGAAAGAACCAACCUUCCUAGAACUGCAACAAGAGGAAACUUCUUGGACUCUUGCUUGAGUGUCUUGUUCCUGGGGUUGUUGGAAUGAGGCCUGUCUGCUGUACACUGUGAUGGGAAGUGCAGUGUGAUGGAAACUAGAUGACUUGGAUGUUUAUGGGAAGACUCGAUUGCUUAUUGAAUGCUGGAGGCGAUGGGGGAGGGUGGGGGUGUGUGAGGGGAGAUUGUAGAAUUACGCUAAGGUAGAGCUGCACUGCCCUGAAAUGGUUCUGAAUUGUGUUGUGGUUUUUUUUUUUUAGUGCGGGAGGUGUUAUGGGUGUGCAGACUUGUGGUUUCUGAAGAUAGAAGCCAGAGUGGCUAAUUCCUUUGAAGGACCAAAGAAUCCUGUUUAAGUGCCUGUAACAAUAUAAACACAACUGUACUGUAAACCUAAUUUUUUUUUUGCAGGGGGUCGACAUCCCAAGAGCUUGAGUGGGGAUGUUCAAAGAAAAAUGUUUCUGUUGGGGGGAGGGGGGCCGGGAGGGUCAUAAGAUCAUUUCUAGUAACCUCGCUGAAGCAGGAAUGGGAUUGCAGGUUACGUGUCGCUGAGGUUUUUUGGCAUGGCUUGCUGCCUGUGAAGGACCAGCUGUAGCAAAUAGCUGUCAAAGUGGAGUUGCAUAAAUGGGGGUGGGCUUGGAAUGACUACAUGUAAAUGCCUAAAACAGGGGACACUGGGGUGGGGGGGGAGUGCAUGGUGAAAAAUGCUGUGCAGAGCUUUAUGGAGAAAAGGCAGCAGGGACCUUCAUAUGAAUUUACUCAAGCUCCCAAGUCUGCAGUGCCAAAAUGUAAUAAUCGUGUACAUAAACGAUGAGGCAGAAGAUCUGUCCAGGAGCCUGCCCCAGGCUACCGUACCUAAUUGUGUAUUUUCUAGGGGAAUUUGAAAUGCUGCUUUUUUUUUUGGCAUGCAGUGUGGUUUUUAUGCACAAAGCCAGAGACCAGCUGGGUUAUCUGGGAAGAUGAGGCUUGUCCUUUGAAGCACAAACCAACUAGUUCACUAGUCAGUUACCUCCAGCUGUUGCUGUGCUGGAGCCUGGGUCUGUCUAGUAGAUGGGCAGACUUCUCCCAGCCUCCUGUGGCUGGAGAUGUUCCCUCAGCCCCUUGGCAGGUCCUGUCUUCGGAAGCAACCUAUUCCCAGCUAUGUGAUUCCACAUGUGAGCCACUGAUAGCAUUUGAAAUUCACUCUCUAGCUAGAAGUGGAGCUUGCAGGGGGCAGGUGUGUAAAAGUCAGUUGGCCUUAGGGGAAAAGUAUGUCUUCUCUAAACAAACCCUCUUGUGUCUUGAGGGUUUGGCUCUCUUAGUCAAGUGUGGCUUUGAAGUUGUUGAGUGUCUAGAGCACAAACAGUUUUUCACGGAGGUGCCUGGGUUGCCAUGCCCAUUCUCGUGAAACAUCAUCUCAGACUUUUAACUAUGCACGGAGGGAGAGGUGGGAGAGCAAGCAGGCGCUUCCUAGGGAUGCUGCUCUGGGAACACUGUGACUUCGUGGUGCUUCCUCUGAGGCUGACAUACUUGAGUAUCUUUAACUUGUGGGGUUAUUUUGUUCUUGUGACAAAACUGUAAUAGCUGGGCAGAUUGAAUGCUCUAAUAAAGACUAGAUCCUCGGAAUGUGUAUAGCCAGAUUGCUACCUUUUUUGGGGUAGGGGCGAUGUGGAGCGGGCAUAAGGGGUGGGGAGGGAGUGAUCUGGGGGCUCUUGCACUUAACAUGAACUAACCAACCUGAAAUUGGUCCAGCUUUGCUUCCUAUCUAGUCAGAGCUGAAGUGUCACUAACGAUGUAGCUAUUACAGGUUUAACUGCCUUCCCGUAGCACAGCUUUGCCUUCACGGCCAAGGCUGGCGUGCUGGCUCUGCCACAGCCUGGUACCUCCCUGGUGCCCAGAGCCCGAUCCCUGGGCGGGGGGAGUGUGAGGUUUAUCCAGUGCAAAGUACAACUGGUUUAAGGGCUGCUUUUGAGAUCCUAAGUAUGCCACCUUCAUGGCUUCAAGGGAAGAUCUUUUCUUCUGCCAUUUUAAACUUUGGAUGAACAUAGAUGAGAUGUAGCAUGCUUUUUUACAGGCUGCUUACCCUUUACCCGCAGACACAUAGACGCACUAAACUGAGAUUCCCUCCCUUCCUGUAAGAUGUCAAAAAGGUUCCCUACAGCCAACAGCUCGACAGGGCAACUUAUGUUGAGAUUGCACUUUUGAUUUACAGUGUGUGUGGUGGGACUCUUGUGAAUGGGUUGAAUCUGAAUUUUUCUAGACCUUGCAGUGAUACUGUACUGCCUCCUGUGAGGGGGGCAGUUGGAAGAUUCCAGUAGCUUGAAUGGCACUUGAUUUUGUUUUAAAUGUCUUUUUUUCCUACACCUGUAUCACCUGUCAUGCGAUGGGCUUGACAUAGACUCACUAGAUUCUUUAGAAUCUGUUACAAAUAAAUACAGUGUAUUCAAA
Falco peregrinus (peregrine falcon) is the source of this 3998-nucleotide messenger RNA. It is a transcript of the gene TENT5B, whose product is annotated as terminal nucleotidyltransferase 5B. Gene Ontology annotation, biological process: mRNA stabilization. The transcript has 2 exons. Lineage: Eukaryota; Metazoa; Chordata; Aves; Falconiformes; Falconidae. Gene Ontology annotation, molecular function: RNA binding; poly(A) RNA polymerase activity. The coding region runs from base 268 to 1464 and encodes 398 amino acids. The record is from RefSeq and is a predicted model, not a curated record.